AUGCCGCAAAUGCAAUUUCUUUUCACUGAAAAAAGAAAGCAAAUUUUGUUUGGUGUGACGGUAUUUCUGCUGUUUCAUGUAUUCAACUUCCCAUGGCCGUUCUACGAUGGGCCGCUAGACUAUAUCGCUGAAGGAACAUUUUAUCUGGCGCGAGGCCUACAUUGGCUUGAUGAACAGCUGCCCAAGCAGAAUUUAUUCCACUUCCGAAAAAUGGAAAAAAUACGAGUGAAGUCGGUGGAUGUCUUCUGUCGUAUAAGUGGUGUGAGACAAGCGUACGGGUUCCAUUUCCAAUAUAUGUGA
Ostertagia ostertagi is the source of this 300-nucleotide messenger RNA. The record is from the annotation of a GenBank genome assembly. Lineage: Eukaryota; Metazoa; Nematoda; Chromadorea; Rhabditida; Trichostrongylidae.